AAUAAUCGCUAAACCUGCCCUGUUGUUGCUUUCCUUGACAGAGCAACAUGAGUAACAUGCUGUGGCUAUUGCUGUUACAGAGCAACUAUUCCUCCACACCGGUAGGUGGCAGUGUGCGUUUUGAUUGACACCCUGAGACCAGCGUUGAAGAGAUGUGGGCGCGGUUUUCACGGCACAACAGCGCCACUUUUGAGCAUUUGAUAACAAAAACACAAGAGGAGACUAUAGAGCUGUUUAUAGUUGGCCACAGAGGAAUGUAACAACAACAGAGGGUUCCGUUAUACGUAAAAAGGGUCAACCAGUAUGGUUCAAGACAAUGCACAGAUUCGCCAACAGGGUGCCCAGGACUUUAUGUUGUAUUAUGACUUCGUCUGUGCCAAACAGGAGACUUUCCCUGUCCCUGCAGUUAAAGGGAGCCUUGACAAAGGGAUGCUAAACUUUAAUGGAGACCGGCUCAAACCAACUGACUGGCCACCCAUUCUGCAAGCAAUAUCUAUCAACAACCAUCUAGACCACAUUGCUAUCAGCAGUACUUACCAAGCUAAUCACACUUCAGGAGAUACAGUUUUGAAGAGGAGGCAACAUAAAUCUACCUUUAAGAGGAAGAUUCCAGCCAUUCGCUCAAAGGACAUGACAUUCAAGCUGUGCAAGGCCCUGAGAGAUUGUUUAACUGUUUCCUCCAACCUCAAGACUCUGCAUCUUAAUGGACUUCCACUGAGAGAAAGGGACCUCAUCACUCUGACAAAAGGUUUGGCCAAAAGUACUUCUUUGAAAAAUCUUUCUUUAGCUAACUGUCCAAUAUCAGAUGAGGGUGUAGAAGUUAUUUGCCAAAGUGUGAAGUAUUCUACAACCAUCGUAACAGUUGAUUUCACAGGAUGCAGUCUUACAUGGAGAGGGGCAGACCAUAUAGCCAACAUUAUUAAGUAUCAGGGAAUGCAGAGACACAGCACAGCAUGGGCAGAGUCUUUGCGGUAUCGCCAUCCACAGCUCGAGGGAAUGAGCGGCCUUCGUCGAAUCACUCUUAACUCUAACACUUUGAUUGGGGAUAGGGGAGCAGCUGCGCUCGCUCGUGAGCUGGCUGAAGACCUGUGGAUUAAAGCUUUGGACUUACAGCGAUGUGGCCUAUCUAAUGAAGGAGGACGCCAUUUGCUGGAAGCCUUGAAAACAAACUCCUUUCUAUGCGUACUGGAUAUCCGUAAUAACCCUUUAGUUGAUAAACCAUUGGUGAAAACAAUUAUAGAGAAAGUAUUAAUGAAUGCAGACGGACAACCACUGGAGUACCACUGGAUCAAGCCGCCAGCCACAGAGUCACAGAGAGUUUUUUCACAGACUCAACCACGCUCAGUCAGAGAAAAAACGUUGUUUAAAAAAGUCACUUCUAAAGCAGCGUCUCCAGGAGGACGAGGUACGGGUGAAUCUAGGGCAGGAAUCAGGAAUUCCCGCUCCUGCUCUGUACCGUGGCGUGCUGCAGCGCGAGCUGGACGUCAGAGAGGCCUUCCUCCUGGAGUAACAGUAACAGACCACAGUUUUCAGGCUGCAGCUACUGUAAAGAUCACUGUGGAGUCAGAUUCAGAAGAAGAGGACAAACAAGAGGAAGUGGUGGCAGAUGCGGAUCAGAGAACUUCAUUUUAUUUCCAUGAUAGAGUCACUGAACGCCAGUUUGAGAGUCUCCAGAUGGAGCUGAAAGAGUAUCGUCUCAGGCUGGCAGAAGAACGCAGGGCCAGACUGAAGGCUGAGUCAAGACUGCUGGAGAUUGAGCUGGAGAGUGCUCGCCUUCGUGAUGCCAACCGUUCCCUGACAGAAGCUCUUACAGCCACUCACCCAGCAUCAGGACCGUCUGCUCUCAGCGCUCUUGAAGAUGAGGCCGUCCUUCAGAGCAUCGAGAACUCAUUCACUAAAUUUCAUGCUUUCCUGGAUCUCCUUAAAGAUGCUGGUCUUGGUCAGAUAGCGUCGAUGGCCGGCAUUGAUGGGUCCGACUUCCAGCCUUUCGAGCGACCUCAGCUCUCCUCAACAGUUGGACCACAUUUGGAAGACGCUGCGUUUCUCUCUAGAGAUGUUCAGACAAACAGCGAUGCUGCCCCUUUGGGUUGCAAUGGAACGUCAGGUGACGCCAUUCCUUCCAGAUCUCCAUCCCCCGUCCGGCCAUCAGGGAGCACAGACGCCCUGCUUGUUCCAUUCAGUCAGGCCGUGGCCCUUACUGCAGUGGGCGCAGCAGAAGAACCUCAUCAAUAUUUAAACCCUGAUUUCGAGCCUGACUCUGUGUCUGAGCGCAGUUACGGCAGCCAAAAAUCCUUUGAUAGUAAUUACUUUGGUAAAACCUUUCAGACUCAGCCGAACCCCCAUGAGAGAACUCUCAAGUCUGACAAAAGCAGCAGUUCCCAUGGAUACAGCCCCAACAGCAGCUUUGUGCUCAGACAGGCCUCCAGGCAGAGCAGCGUGUCCCGUGUUGGGUCAUCUGAGAGCGUCAGUGAUAUUAUGAGUGACAAAUCCGAGUCUGUGAGAUCCGUCGGAGGAAGAAACGGCAGCAAAGGAAGCGUGGUGACAGGGGGUCUGUCACAAGAGAUCAGAGACUACACUUUUCCCUGGGAAAGGAAGACUGGAGUUUAGUCUACAUAGAUUGUAGGAGUUUCAUUUUUUUUUUUUUUAGUAUUUUUAUACUGAACAAUUAGGGACAAACUAAUGUGUGAAAAGAAUCAUCUUUGUUCUUUGAGUUUGUUCUUGAACUCUUUUCUUGUUUGGCAUUUUUUCCCAAAUGUAAAGAAUAAAACAUUCUUAUUUACUC
Molecule: messenger RNA, 2782 nt
Organism: Oryzias melastigma (Indian medaka)
Lineage: Eukaryota; Metazoa; Chordata; Actinopteri; Beloniformes; Adrianichthyidae
Gene: cep78
Product: centrosomal protein 78
Exons: 16
Coding region: 304-2607 (767 amino acids)
Cellular component (GO): centrosome
Molecular function (GO): protein binding
Source: RefSeq, a predicted model, not a curated record